UUAAUUAUAUUUAAACCGGAGCAUACGGAAGCAGAAGUGUUACAUCUUGUACCAUCCAUCAAGCGAGGCAAAACUUUCAAGAAACAAUGAAGUAUCUUAGUAUCGUAUUAUUGGUUUUAGCCAAACUUGUUUCAUCUCUUAGGCCGCUAAAGGUUGAUAUGUGCGAGCAUCCACCGCUAAUGAAAGAUUUUGAUUACAGAAAAAUGGGUGGUAGAUGGUAUGAGUUUGCAAGACUCCCUAACCCCUUCCAGUACCUCAUGCCUCAAAGAUGUAACACUCAGUACAUGACAGUAACAGAUGGAGGUUUGAAUUUCAACACAUCUAUGAUAGAAGAGAGUACUGGAUUCGAGAUCAAUUUCAAUGGCGGUCUAUUUCCAUAUCCUGAAGCGCCAUAUCAUAUGAAAUUUACCAUUGAAAUGGUUGGAUUGGAAGAUUGGGUGGAUAUUGUUGAUGCUAAAUAUGAUGAAUACGUUAUUUUGUAUCAUUGCAAACCGAUUGGAGCAUUCAGAUUUGCUUUUGGGUGGAUUUUGACAAGGGAAAAAGAACUUAGCGAGGAAAAGAAAGAGAGGUUGCUGAAAAAGGUCAAGAGUUAUAAUCUAGGACCAAGACUAGAAUAUGAAAGUCAAAAGAAAUGCUAUGAUUGAUCUUAAAAAUGCAUCUUGGUUUUAUCUUUCUUUGUAUUUGAAAUAAGGUUCUCAUUACUUUUUGUAAAGUAUUCAUAAUAAACAUUCAAUAUAAAGAUAAA
Messenger RNA from Parasteatoda tepidariorum (common house spider), 745 nucleotides. RefSeq names its product apolipoprotein D. Gene Ontology annotation, biological process: response to reactive oxygen species; lipid metabolic process. Gene Ontology annotation, molecular function: pigment binding. Lineage: Eukaryota; Metazoa; Arthropoda; Arachnida; Araneae; Theridiidae. The record is from RefSeq and is a predicted model, not a curated record. Gene Ontology annotation, cellular component: cytoplasm.